Kwoniella botswanensis is the source of this 1227-nucleotide messenger RNA. RefSeq names its product phosphoserine transaminase. Gene Ontology annotation, cellular component: cytoplasm. The coding region runs from base 1 to 1227 and encodes 408 amino acids. The transcript has 3 exons. Gene Ontology annotation, biological process: L-serine biosynthetic process. NCBI's taxonomy places the organism in Eukaryota, Fungi, Basidiomycota, Tremellomycetes, Tremellales, Cryptococcaceae. The record is from RefSeq and is a predicted model, not a curated record. Gene Ontology annotation, molecular function: O-phospho-L-serine:2-oxoglutarate transaminase activity; pyridoxal phosphate binding.
AUGCCUACCAGAGAUCAGGUGCACAACUUUGCCGCUGGGCCUUCACCCCUUCCUACCACCUGCUUGGAGGAGGCUGCGUUGGGACUUUUGAAUUAUGAAGAUACGGGUAUGGGUAUCUGUGAAUUGUCGCAUAGAGGGAAAGAGUUCAAGGCUGUCAUUGAAGGUGCGGAGGCCGAUCUUCGGUUACUCCUCCAAGUUCCCGACAACUACACCAUCCUCUUCUCCCAAGGUGGUGGUACCGGACAAUUCUCAGCCGUCGUCUUAAACCUCUUGGCUGCCCAUCGACUCGCCCAUCCUGUCCCUGCGGAAGAAUUCAAACCCCCUGUAUUAGACUACGUCCUAACCGGCUCAUGGUCUUCGAAAGCCUAUGCCGAAGCUCAGAGAUUAUGUACACCACCUUUCCCAAAUUGUCCUGCAUUCGGUCAACCUCGAAUCGCAGCCAGUACCAAAUCGACUUGUUGGACUCGUCUACCAACUAGGGAUGAAUACAAUUUCAGUAAAGAUGCAGCAUACGUCUACUAUUGUGAAAAUGAAACUAUCAACGGUAUCGAGUUCCCCCCCAAGCCAGAAGACCAAAGUGCAUUCCCAUUUGACCUGGUACCGGAGGGUGUAGAGAUCGUAGCGGAUUAUUCAUCUAGUUUUAUCUCUAGACCUAUACCGAACUUUUCACGACACGCAAUUAUCUAUGCUGGUGCGCAGAAAAACCUUGGUCCAUCUGGAGUCACAGUCUUAAUCGUCCGAAAUGACUUGCUGGUAGAUACGACGGAAGCUUCAAAAUUAGGUUGUAUACCUCCCGUACCAAUCACAUACGAGUACAAGAUCUUAGCAGAUAACAAGUCUUUGUAUAAUACUCCUCCUACUUUCCCUAUAUACGUUAGUGCAUUGGUACUGCAGCAUCUCAUCAAGAAUAAGGGUGGUUUAGAAGGAUUGGAAAGUACGAAUAAAGAGAAGGCCAGAAUCUUAUAUGAAACUUUGGAAAAUGCUGAAAAGAAAGGGAAAGUGAAACUCGUGGUGAGAGAUCCAAGUGCGAGAAGUUGGAUGAACGUUACAUUCAAUAUUGAAGGUGAAGGUGAAGAAAAGAAGUUCUUAGAGGGAGCGGAGAGAAGAGGUUUCAGGCAAUUGAAAGGUCAUAGGAGUGUUGGUGGUAUUCGAGCAUCAAUUUACAAUGCUGUUACGAUAGAGUCUGUCAAGCUAUUGUGUGAUUACAUCAACGAGUUUUGCAAUUAG